UCAGCAUUGCCAUGGGCCAUGGCCCAUGAUCUUCGACUCCCCUCCAUCGCUUUUCAGAGAGCCUUUUUUGCUGGACCGGACCUUCGAGUUUCUACGGGAAGAUGAUGCCAAUUGCCAUUGCUUUAGGUGGCACAAGAUGGAAAAAGGAGCAAUGUCAACUCUGAAAGGGGAUGCUAGGGGAUCUUAGCAACGUUUGAAAACUUGACUCCCCGCCUAUGAUGAUCUUAUGCAGUCCACCGCUGGGAAGUUUUGCUCCGUCCACACAACCAUCAGCGGAUAUGGGCAGAAAGCAAGUAGACACCUUUACUUAAUAUGGCACACCACCUUGACAUGCACAGGUGUCAUGCAGAAGUGCACACAUUGUGCGAGCUGCAGUGCUGAAGCAUCAUUUCCCCAGCAUUGAACGAGAAGCUUGUCACCGACACUGUGCAGCAGUUCACCGCAUGGUUGACGGGCUGCUGUGUGCUCGUUGUGCCAAGUGUGGCUGCUACGCCAGCACGGUAGCUUGAUCAGGCAUAAGUUACAUCAGUGUUGGUAAGGCGCCCAAAAUGGGGAAGGUUUUCUCGACCCUCGGGUCUGGAGAGGAAGGAGCAAGGAGGGGGGGAUUUUCAAAGCUGCCUCAGAAGGAGGGAGUGGGCGCCCGCUGGUGCCCCGAGGAGGCGGCUGGCCCCGUGUCGCUGCUGCUCUUCUCGUGGGUCACGGGCCUGCUCCGGGUGGGCCACCGCCAGACGCUGGAGGCGGGGGACCUGUGGGACGUGCACUCGCAGGACCGCGCCGCCAAGGUGGCCGCCAUUCUGGACCGCCAGUGGGCUGCGCAGCGCCGCAAGCCCAGGCCGUCGCUGCUGCGCGCAUUGCUGCGCAGCUUUGGGGUGCGCUUUGGGCUGGCGGGCCUGCUGAAGCUGGUGCACGACCUGCUCCAGUUUGCGAGCCCCGUGCUGCUGCGCCAUCUCAUCCAGUACCUCAAGGACCCGCAGCAGCCGCUCUCCACCGGCCUGGCCCUCGCGGGCGCGCUCCUCCUCUCCAACAUCCUCCAAAGCCUCUGCAUCCAAACGUACUUCCAGCUCGUCAUGCGCAGCGGCCUGCACAUCCGCACGUCUCUGAUCAGCCUGCUGUACACCAAGGCCCUGCGCAUGAGUACCGCCGCCAAGCAGGACACCAGCGUGGGCGAGAUUGUUAACCUCCAAAGUAACGACGCCCAGAAGCUGAGCGACUCUUGUACAUACUUGCACAUAAUCUGGAGCGGGCCACUGCAGAUCUUUGGCGCGCUGGGGCUGCUGUUUGCGGUGCUGGGCGUGUUCCCCGCGCUGGCGGGGCUGGGCGUGAUGCUGCUGCUGCUGCCGUUCAACCUGGUCAUGGUGCGCUACCUGACGGCCAUCCGCAAGCGGCUGAUCGGCUGGACGGACCGCCGCGUGCAGCUCGUCACGGAGGUCAUCCACGGCAUCAAGGCCAUCAAGCUCUACGCCUGGGAGGCGCCUUUUCUGGACCGCAUCCAGGCCCUGCGCGCCAAUGAGACGGCCCAAGUGCGCACCUCCGUCUACUUCGGUACCUUCAACGACUUCUUCUAUGCUCUAAACCCCACGCUGGUGUCGGUAGCGUCCUUCUAUGCGCUGACGCUGAUGGGCGUCCAGCUGGACGCCACCAUUGCCUUCCCCGCGCUCGCGCUCUUCAACAUCCUCAGGUUCCCCCUCACCAUGAUCCCCCGCCAGAUCAACCAGUUCAUCCAGGCGGGGGUGGCCAUCGGGCGCGUGCAGGAUUUCCUGCUCGUGUCGGAGACCACGCCCGUGGCUACCGCCCCCCAGGCCCCUCCUGGCAGCAUCUGGCUGCGCGGCGCCAGCUUCUCGUGGGCUCCCCCAGACGCUGGUGAUGCCGCUCCCACGCUGGCGGACGUCAGCCUGACGGUGCGCCCCGGCUCGCUGGUCAUGGUGGUCGGCGAGGUGGGCAGCGGCAAGAGCUCGUUGCUGGCGGCCCUGCUCGGGGAGAGCCGGCGCACCGCAGGGGACCUCGCCGUCAAUGGGCGCAUCGCCUACACUGCGCAGGACCCCUGGAUCCAAAAUGCGACCGUGCGCGACAACAUCAUCGUAAGCCAGCCAUGGGACGCCACGCGCUACCAGCAGACAAUCGCUGCCUGCGCUUUGGCGGCCGACCUGCGCACGCUGCCAGGGGGGGACCAGGCGGAGAUCGGGGAGAAGGGGAUCAACCUGUCGGGGGGCCAGAAGCACCGCGUGGCGCUGGCACGCGCCGUGUAUGCGGGGGCGGACAUCUUCUUGCUGGACGACCCGUUGAGCGCGGUGGACACCCACGUGGGGCGGCACCUCUUUGACGCGUGCAUCUGCGGCCACCUGGGCGGGAAGACGCGCGUGCUCGUGACGCACCAGCUGCAGUUCGUGCCGGCCGCGGAUGUCAUUGUGGUGCUCAAAGGGGGGCGCAUCGCGGAGUACGGCACGUACGACGAGCUGCGGGCCAAGGGGGUCGACUUCGCGCAGUUCGAGGAGCAGCAGGAGGACAAGGAGAAAGGGGAGACGGCUGAAGGGGCCGCGGACGAGCGGCCCCGCACGAGCGGGGCGGACGGGGGCAGCUUGCUCAUGGAGGCCAGCAGCCCGACGGGUGUGAGCAGGCCGACCGUGAGCUUUGCGGAGGCGGUCGGCGGGGGGGACGUGGUUGUAGACAUGGAGGCCGACUUAGGGCAGAGCAGCCGGCAGGGAGCAUGGAGCAUGCAGGACGGGGACGCCAGAGCGGGAGAGGAUCUAGGCAGGGAGGGCAGGGGCGGGCAUGCGGCAUUCUCUGGCGGGGGGGUGGACGUCGACGGGGUGGCCACGCUCAAGGAGGCCGGGGCGAGUGUGCGGCAGCAGGCGCAGGAGGUGGAGCUCAUGCAGCGCAGCGCGGCAGCAGCAGCCGAGGGGCACGGCAGCGCGCACGAGGAGGAGGGGGACCAGGAGGGCACGCCGCUGCUGCAGGCGCAGCAGCCAUCCACGAGCGACGAGCCCACUAAAGGGGCCAAGGCGGGCGCCACGGACGCGGGCACAGGGAAGGUGGGGGGCGAGUCUGCGCUGGUGGCGGUGGAGAAGCGCGCGGUGGGGCGGGUGAAACGGUCGGUGUACCGGCAGUACGUGGCGGCGUGGGGGCCGGGGUACUGGGUGCCCGCGCUGGUGCUGGGGGUCUUCACAAUCGCGCAGACAGUCAAGCUGCUGACCAACGCGUGGCUGGCCGUGUGGACGGAGGGCAUCCGCAACGGGCGGGGUUCGAGCCAGUUCUACCUAAGCGUGUACACGGGCAUGUCGCUGCUCACGGCGCUCCUCGUGUGGGCGCGCGGCAUCGCGCUUGCGUCCGGGUGCGUGGCGGCGGGGCGCACGCUGCACGCGCGGCUGCUGGAGCGUGUUUUACGGCUGCCGAUGGCCUUCUUUGACGCGACCCCGACAGGGCGGCUGAUGAACCGGUUCACGCGCGACACGGAGCAGGUGGACCUGCAGCUGCCGGACACGUUCGGCAGCUACCUCACGUGCGCAUUCCAGGUGGUGUUCGAGCUGGUGAUCAUCCUGUACGUCACGCCGCUCUUCGUGCUCCCGCUGGUGCCGCUCCUCGCCGUCUACGCGCGCAUCCAGGACUUUUACAUCGCGUCCAGCCGCGAGCUGAAGCGCCUGGACAGCGUGGCGCGCAGCCCAAUCUUUGCGCACUUCGGCGAGUCCAUCCAGGGCCUCGCCACGCUGCGCGCCUUCCGGCUACAGACCGCCUUCACGGCCGAGAACGAGGCGCGCGUGGACGCGAGCACGCGCGCCUACUACGCGACGCUGGUGACUAACCGGUGGCUGGGCCUGCGCCUGGAGAUGCUGGGCGCGCUGGUCGUGUUCGCCACCGCGCUCUUCGCCGUGUGGGCGCACCACCCGGACGCCGGCUUCGCGGGGCUGGCCCUCACCAGCGCGCUCUCCAUCACCGGCUACAUGAACUGGAUGGUGCGCAUGCAGGCGACGAUCGAGACGGACAUGAACAGCGUGGAGCGCGUGCUGGAGUACACGCAGCUGCAGCCCGAGGCCCCCGCCGUCCUGCCGGACAGCCGCCCCCCGCCGGCCUGGCCCACCCACGGCGCCAUCCAGGCGGAGGGCCUCGUCGUGCGCUACCGCCCCGACCUCGACCCCGUGCUCAAGGGGCUGUCGUUCUCGUUGCGCGGCGGCGAGAAGGUGGGCAUCUGCGGGCGCACGGGGUGCGGCAAGACGACGCUCAUGAUGGCGCUGUACCGCAUCAUGGAGCUGGCCGGCGGCCGCCUGCUCAUCGACGGCCUGGACGUGGCCACCAUCGGCCUGGCCGACCUGCGCUCGCGCCUCGCGCUCGUGCCGCAGGACCCCGUCGUCUUCUCCGGCAGCAUCCGCAGCAACCUGGACCCCUUCGCCGAGGCUGCGUCGGACGCCGACCUGUGGGCCGCGCUGCGGCAGGCGGGGAUGGCCGCCACCGUGGGCGCGCUACCGGGCCAGCUGGACGCGGACGUCGCGGAGGGCGGGGCCAACCUGAGCACGGGCCAGCGCCAGCUGCUCUGCAUGGCGCGCGCGCUGCUCAGGAACGCCAAGAUCCUGGUGCUGGACGAGGCGACGUCGAACGUGGACAGCGGCACGGACGGCGUUGUCCAGGACACCAUCCGGCGCGCCUUCCACGACUGCACCGUGCUCACCAUCGCGCACCGCCUGCACACCAUCAUCGACUCCGACCGCGUCAUGCUGCUGGAGGCGGGCACAGUGGCGGAGCUGGACACGCCGGCGGUGCUGCUGGCGGACGACCGCAGCCUCUUCACCGGCUUCGUCAACCAGACGCUGCCCAAGCAGGCGGCAGCGCUGCGCAGAGCGGCCUCUUCGCGGAGCCUGCUGGCAGCUGCAAAAUUGGACCUCAGAGGGGGUAUAAAUGGGUCGGCCAAGUGAUGCCCUUUAAGCAUCGAAAUUCAAGUGGCGGUUGUUCGCGAUUGUGAUGUCAGUCAGCAGCCAAAGCUGGCACCAUACGCAGUUCUCCGCCGUUAACUUACUGACGCAAGCUGAGACCGUUGUCAUGUCAAGCACGCUGUACGAAGCGACUCUUUGAGUGAGGCAAACGAGCACUGAGGUUUUUCCUGAGGUUGCGGUCUAAGUUCUCUGGCAG
Messenger RNA from Klebsormidium nitens, 5115 nucleotides. Lineage: Eukaryota; Viridiplantae; Streptophyta; Klebsormidiophyceae; Klebsormidiales; Klebsormidiaceae. The record is from the annotation of a GenBank genome assembly.